This is a messenger RNA of Aspergillus bombycis, 2967 nucleotides long. RefSeq lists its product as uncharacterized. Gene Ontology annotation, molecular function: ATP binding; ABC-type transporter activity; ATP hydrolysis activity. The coding region runs from base 1 to 2967 and encodes 988 amino acids. The record is from RefSeq and is a predicted model, not a curated record. Gene Ontology annotation, cellular component: membrane. The transcript is spliced from 5 exons. Gene Ontology annotation, biological process: transmembrane transport. NCBI's taxonomy places the organism in Eukaryota, Fungi, Ascomycota, Eurotiomycetes, Eurotiales, Aspergillaceae.
AUGGUGUCCCUCCUUCUCACUCACCCUCUAUCUGGCAGACUUCAGUUCGGCAUGAAGGAGUUGAUGGGGAAACGAGACACGCGAGUGGCCAAGGUGGUCGAGGUUAUUGACCGGAUUAAGGCUAUUCAGCUAAGUGGCUGGGAAAAAGUAGUGGGUAUGUCAGUUGAUGAAUCUCGAUCAGCAGAAGUGGAUGUCAUGGCUUCUCUUGCGCAACUCCAGGGAGCCAUUUAUGCCAUUAUGGCCGCCGUUCCGGAUCUCAUGACAUCUGCGGCCUUCGCAGUCACUUUGAUGCGUGGCGGGAAUUUGAGUGGCGACCUGAUUUUUUCAAGUCUUGGGUUUUUCAGUCUGAUCAAUAUGGCCUUGAGUGCACUCCCGGGUACACUGGCGCAGUUCCUUGCCUGCCAAACAUCCUUCGAUCGCAUUCACAAGUUUCUCCUUCAUCCAGAUCCAGGAUUUGCAGAGCAGAAAGCAGGCAUUGAUGACAACGAAGAACCGAGAUUACUCGUACACAGAGCAGACUUUGGCUUAGGCAGUGUGUCUCUCAUUUCGAGCGUUGAGUUGGAUAUUUCCCGGCCGGCUCUGGUCACCAUUUCAGGCGCCAUGGGUAUGGGCAAGUCUACGUUGUUGAAGGGUCUGACAGGAUCUGCGCAACCUUUGACCGGUCAUGUCAUCACUCACGGCAGGCGAGAAUAUAUGCCACAAACACCUUUCAUUGUUAGAGGCACCCUUAAGGAUAACAUUCUCUUUGGUCGCCCCUUCCAUGCCGACUGGUACCACCAUACACUGAAAGCCUGUGCUCUUGACUCGGACCUCAAGGCCUUUCCACACGGGGACUUGACUGAUCUAAGUGACGCCGGUAUCGCUCUCUCCGGUGGACAGAAGAGUCGUAUCUGUCUUGCUCGUGUGGUCUAUUCCCGCGCCGAUCUUUACUUUUUCGAUGAUCCCCUUGCAGCCUUGGAUUCCUCCGUCAGGCGGCAUAUCAUUGACCAUAUAUUUGGCCAGCGUGGUCUGCUCAAAAAUUCGAUUCGGAUAGUGGUGACUAGUGACGCACCACUGAUUGAAGCCGCUCAAAGUCGAUACGCCAUCAGGUCCCAGCGACUCAUAAUGACUAGUUCACGGGCGCCACCACUACCUGAGGCCUCGAGCACUCUUGCUUUCGAUGAGGUGAAGGCAUCUAUGACAGCAUCAGUAUCCGUGGAAGAAGUUGAGUCUCCACGGUACUACAAUGACUCAAUAUCUGAUGAGGAGACCCCAACUCAGGAGUCAUCACCGGAGAGUGCCGGCGAAGGACAGGUCGACUGGUCAACAUACCUGACCUGGUUACGUCUGGCGCGCCCAAUAGGCUGGGUUGCUGUCUUAUUGCUGACUGUGCUGGGAAAACUGAGUAACGUGGUUUCAAACUACAAUCUCGAGUUACUCUCGCUCGCAGGCCGUUCUGAUAAAUGGCUCUACAUAGCACUAGUCGCAGGAUCUGGUCUCAUGCAGGGUCUGUUCGGCUGGGGCUUCAUCUGGAUAAGCUAUCACUUGUGUCUUCUGCCGGCAGCUCGAGGAAUACACGCCAGACUAGUCCGCGGUGUCUUAGGGGCACCGCUAUCAUUCUACACUCGAACCCCAUCCGGUCAGAUUCUUAACAGAUUCACUAACGAUAUAAGCAAGGUAGACGGAACACUGGCGAGUAAUCUCAUUGGCGGGAUUAUGAUGGGCUCGAAUCUACUCAUGGUUUUGGGUGUUCUUUUACAUACCUCCGUCCUUGCGGUGGCGUAUCUUCUCCCAUUUACCGCCUUGUUCUGGAUCCUACAAGCAAGAUACCUUAGCGCUGUCCGCGACCUGAAGCGCCUUGAGAUCGAAUCCAGAAGCCCCAUCAUCAUGAGCAUCCAGGAGGCUAUCAAUGGAUACAACUCCAUUCUGGUCUCCGGUCAAUGGGGUCACUUUCUCCGGCAACACUAUGAUUCUGUCAAUGAGAAUAUCCAAGCCAGCAUUCCGCUCUACUGUCUCGAGUAUUGGUUGUCCCUCAGGCUCGAGUUUUUAUCGGGCCUCAUCAUUGCCUUCACUGCGUCGCUGCUUCUCUGGCUUGAGAUUGAUUCAGCCGAGCUCGGAUUUGUGAUGACAUAUGCGAUGCAAAUCUCGAUCAUGUUAACCAACAUCAUCCGCUUCCGCACAAACCUCGAGAUCGACAUGAUAUCAGUCGAAAGAAUCAAGCAGUACUUGCUCGACGAUGAUGAUGAGCACCCCAGCCGUGACGAGCACACCAUUGGGAGUAUACCAUAUGAAUGGCCACGUCAUGGGGUCGUGCGCUUCAACAAUUUCAGUGCAGGCUACGACAGUGCAACGCAGAUUUUGAAGAAUAUCUCUCUAGAAGUGGGGUCGGGCGAGAAGGUUGCGGUCGUUGGACGGACAGGAGCAGGCAAAAGCUCGCUGGCGCUGUGCCUGACCAGAAUGAUUGAAGCACAAUCGGGCUACAUUGCCAUCGAUGGUGUUGAUAUAUCCCAGGUCAACGUGCAUGAGCUCCGAAGGCACGUCACGAUGAUACCGCAAGAACCUGCUGUCUUUACAGGGACCCUGAGGUACAACCUCGACCCUGAAGGGAGAUACGGAGACCUCAGACUAUUGGACGUAGUACGCCAGGCAGGGCUACCAGCAGCCCUCAACUGUGAAGAUCUACUGCUGGAGUAUGAGAUUACGGAUGGAGGAAAAAAUCUGUCCAGUGGGCAAUCUCAACUUCUUGCUAUUGCACGGGUGCUGCUUUCUGAUGCCAAAAUCAUCGUCAUGGAUGAAGCAUCGGCAGCGCUGGAUGCAGAGAUAGACCAACAGUUACAGCGGGUAUUGCGUGAAGCUUUCAGUGAUCGAACUGUAUUCACCAUCACCCAUAAAGCAGGUGGCUAUAUGUCUUAUAAUCGUGUUCUUGCUCUUGGAUCGGGGCGCGUGAUCUCGUUUGAUACUCCGAUGGAAUUUCUGAAGUCCGCCUAA